Aspergillus wentii DTO 134E9 is the source of this 1131-nucleotide messenger RNA. Its product is annotated as GTP-binding protein. The transcript has a single exon. Gene Ontology annotation, cellular component: cytoplasm. The coding region runs from base 1 to 1131 and encodes 376 amino acids. Lineage: Eukaryota; Fungi; Ascomycota; Eurotiomycetes; Eurotiales; Aspergillaceae. The record is from RefSeq and is a predicted model, not a curated record.
AUGUCUCCUAUCCCAGUUACCAUCGUCACUGGUUUCCUGGGAUCAGGAAAAACCACUCUCCUCCUCAACCUCAUCCCCCAACUCCCCAAAGACUACCGUCUGGCCCUUCUGAAGAACGAAUUCGGCGACGUCGCUAUCGACUCCCAACUAGCCUCCACCCAAUCCAUCUCCGGCGUCCGCGAACUCCUCAAUGGCUGCAUCUGCUGCAAUCUCGUUGGACAGCUCAGCGAUGCCCUCGACCAGCUCCGCGCUGAGGUUAAACCAGACCGUAUUGUCAUCGAGACUAGUGGCAGUGCCUUCCCCGCUACACUGGCGAUGGAGGUGAACCGACUUGCGCGGGAACAGGGUGGUGCGUUUGUGCUGGAUGGUGUCAUUAGUGUUAUAGAUGUGGAGAACUGGGAGGGCUACGAAGAUACCUCCUACACGGCGAAACUGCAGGCCAAGUACACGGAUCUCAUCAUCUUCAACAAGUGGGAGGAGGUGCCGGAGAGGCGGUUCGAUGAUUGCUUGGACCGGGUUGGCGAUUUGGAGGUCGAGACACCGUGGGUGAAGUCGAACAAGGGUCGCGUGGAUAAGGAUGUCUUGCUGGGCAUUGACGGGGCGUUGUUCGCAAAGGAAGACGGCGCCGAUGCCCUGCGUCUUACAGACCACCACGACCACGACCACGACCACAAGGACAACCAUCAGUCCGAAGUCGAGGUUCUCUCGGUGACCCUCAAAUCCACACAGCCUCACAGGACCGUCAACGUCUCCUCCCUCGAACAUCUCCUUCUCUCCGCCGCCAAGGAAGAAGUCUACCGCAUCAAAGGCAUUCUCCGCUGCUCUACAGAAACGCCCCCAGCCGACUCAUCAGAGAAUACCAACGGUGAAAAAGCCACCCCGGCCUCAGCUUCAUCCACCGAAACCGGUCCAACCCAAUAUCACAUUCUCAACUGGGCCUUUGGUCGCUGGACCUUCACCCCCUCCGCCGCUGUCGCCGAGUCCGCAGACCCCAGCGUCGUAGCCCGCAUGACUUUAAUCCUGGCCCGCUACGAAUCCGCCAAGUGGAAGAAGAAGCUCGAGGCCGGUGGUCUGGUGCAAGUCGCCGAGGCCAACGAAGAGGCCGAAUUGGUCGUGGAGCGCCUGGUCUAG